GUACCCUUAUUUCGGAUGUUUACUUUUUGUAUACAGUUUGCUGAUUUCAUUUUUGAAACUUCAUACAAUAACGAUUUGUUAGAGAUAUAAUUAUUAUUUUUGACGAAAAGAAACAUUACUUUGUUAGUUCAUUAAGAAAUAGUCAAUAAUUUAUAAGAUUUGAGCACAGAAUGUCGAUAAUAACGGAAUUUCAAAAAACAAGCUACACAUGGAAAAUAAAAGAUUUUAAUCAAACCAUAACAACAAAAAAUGAAUUAUCUUCACCAGAAUUCCCAUCUGAGGGCAACGUUUGCGAAGAUUGGAGUAUUUCAUUGAAUUGUUCGAGAAGAAUUUAUUGCGGUACUUGUUCGUCUUAUCACAAUUUAGUUUGCGAGGAAUGUCAACAGGAACAUUGUAAAGGCGAUGUCUCCAUUCGUCUCUCAUAUCUGAGAAUUAAUCAAAAUCUCCCACCGUUAAAGGUGAAGUACAUUUUAAAAAAUUCGACUACAAAUAAAUACUACAAGAAAAGUACAAUUUUCUGUGUACAAAGUGGUGAUUUUUCACAGUCAGGAUUUCGUGAUUUUAUCAGUUUAAAACGAAUCAAAGACUUUAUCGUAGACAAGGAUCUUACAAUUGUAUGUAACAUAAAGCAAGCCUUGAAGACAAUAUCAACUGGUUUUGAAAAUUUCAUGACUAAAACAUCACUGAGCGAUAUUGAAUUUCAUGUCGGCAAUCAGGUAUUUCCCGCUCAUAAAGUUGUUUUAUCAUCUAAAAGUCCCGUUUUUCGACAAAUGUUCUCUCAUCAGUUAAAGGAAAAUAUUUCCAAUGUUGUCAAUAUCGUUGAUAUAGAGUCAAAUAUUUUUUACGAAAUUUUAUGGUUCAUGUACAGUGGAAAAGUGAGAAAAUUAAAUGAAUACGCGUGUCCCCUUUUAGUCGCUGCCGAUAAAUACGAUAUCAAUUGUUUGAAAAUAAUUUGCGAGACACAUUUAUAUAAAAAUUUAACCAGCGAGAAUGUGGUGAGAAUAUUAAAACUCGCCGAUGAUCUUAAUGCAUUUGGACUAAAGGACAAUUGUUUUUUAUUCAUUAAAUCCAAUUUAAAAGAGGUUGUUGCGUCCGAAGAAUUUAAAACACUCACUGAUCGUUAUAUGCAUUUAUUAUUGCAAGUUGCUGAAGAUUUCUUCGUUAAUUCAUGGACAACAAAUAAAAUAGAUACAUCUGAAAACAUGAAUGAGACAAUCCAAGAAAAAAACGAUGGUUUCGAGACAUUUCUCAAUCAAGAAAUUUGGAGCGAUGUUGAAAUUCAUAAUGGAGGGAAAAUUUAUCGUGCACAUAAAUUAAUUUUAAGUGCAAAAAGUUUGUUUUUUAAAAAUAUUCUCAUUGAACUCGAGGGAAAUGCAAAGAUUGAAAUUAAUGACGUCGAUCCACUUGUUUUUUAUGAAUUAUUACGUUUCAUUUACAGUGGAUCUGUUGAAAAUCUCGACGAUAUGGCGUAUGAAUUACUGUUAGCCGCUGAUAAAUACCAAAUUCCAACGUUGAAAAUUGUUUGCGAACGGGCAUUGAUGUUAAAAGUGAAUGUGGAAAAUGUUGUUUCAAUGCUGAAAAUUGCGGAAAAUCGAAAUGCCACUGUACUCAAAGAACGAUGUAUUGUGUUCUUGAUAAAUAAACUAAUAUCUGGCUCUCUAGGAAUGGAUGCUUUCAAACAAUUAUCAAAAUCACAUCCGCAGCUUGUUUUAGAGGUACUAAUAACUGCGGGAUUAAAAUGCGAGGAAGAAGAUUAAAAUCAGUAUUAUUAUUGAUAUAUAUAUAUUUAUUUACUUUAUAUAGAUUCCUUAUAUUCAGUUGUAAAUUAAGUUAAUUUGUUUACUUUUGUAUUGCUGUAUUUCUUUGCUAGAAAAAAUACAAUCAUUUAUUUUUUUACAGUA
Molecule: messenger RNA, 1901 nt
Organism: Leptopilina boulardi
Lineage: Eukaryota; Metazoa; Arthropoda; Insecta; Hymenoptera; Figitidae
Product: speckle-type POZ protein-like
Exons: 2
Coding region: 171-1757 (528 amino acids)
Biological process (GO): proteasome-mediated ubiquitin-dependent protein catabolic process; regulation of proteolysis
Cellular component (GO): nucleus; cytoplasm
Molecular function (GO): ubiquitin protein ligase binding
Source: RefSeq, a predicted model, not a curated record